AUGGCAGGGUAUACCUUUGUAGUCGAGCAUCUGGAUCCAGAACUGGGGCCAUGGUCGGCCUUGGAAUACAAGACCAUCGCGCAAGAGUCGAAAAAUGCUGGAUGUAGAUUUAUCCUCUCAUCAGUGCCUGAAUCCCUGCUACAGUCUCAAGAUCUGCAAAUCCUGCACGAUGCUGGUGCAGAAGGACGAAACGAUAGUAUAGAGGAAUACUUUGCCGACCGUAAGGAUCGAAUAUGUCUUCUUGAUCCAGCUGCAAAACAAGAACUCGACACAACUGAUGCCAACCAAUUUGAUGUCUUCCUAUUUGGUGGAAUCUUAGGUGACGACCCUCCAAGAGACCGCACAAGCGAAUUGCGGAAGAAAGGCUUCACUGGACGACGACUCGGCCCCAAGCAGAUGACAACCGAUACUGCUGUCCGGGUGACGCGGAUGGUGGUCCUUGACAAAGUCCCCUUGGACCAAAUCCCAUCUGUCGACUUUCCCGAGUUGAAGCUCAACGAACAUGAAACCACCGAGAUGCCCUUUCGCUACGUCACAGACAGCACAGGAAAACCCAUCAUGCCCGAGGGUAUGAUUGAUCUGAUCAAAGCAGAUGCAGACAAGGCUUUCGACGGCCUCGAUUUUGUGGAUGAAGUCGACGGUAUGGAGAACCUUGCGGUUGAUAAAUCCUGA
This is a messenger RNA of Exophiala bonariae, 672 nucleotides long. RefSeq lists its product as uncharacterized. The transcript is spliced from 4 exons. Gene Ontology annotation, biological process: peptidyl-arginine methylation. Lineage: Eukaryota; Fungi; Ascomycota; Eurotiomycetes; Chaetothyriales; Herpotrichiellaceae. Gene Ontology annotation, molecular function: protein-arginine omega-N monomethyltransferase activity. The coding region runs from base 1 to 672 and encodes 223 amino acids. The record is from RefSeq and is a predicted model, not a curated record.